Molecule: messenger RNA, 6848 nt
Organism: Psammomys obesus (fat sand rat)
Lineage: Eukaryota; Metazoa; Chordata; Mammalia; Rodentia; Muridae
Product: ATP-dependent RNA helicase DDX19B
Exons: 12
Coding region: 195-1631 (478 amino acids)
Biological process (GO): poly(A)+ mRNA export from nucleus
Cellular component (GO): nucleus; cytoplasmic stress granule
Molecular function (GO): RNA helicase activity; RNA binding; ATP binding
Source: RefSeq, a predicted model, not a curated record
CUGGAUCCGCGGACCUCAGGGGCGCGGAGCUGACGCGGACUCUGACGACACCGUGGCGCGCCGCUUCCGGUCGUCUGCGCGGCAGUGAAUGAUUUCCCCCGGGCUGGAGCUGGGCCUCUCUGUGACCCACCUAAGCCCGCGGUCGCACUGACCAAGCUGGCGAGCCUGCCAGCGCUGCUUUGGCACCGGGGACCAUGGCCACGGAUUCUUGGGCCCUAGCGGUGGACGAGCAGGAAGCGGCCGCUGAGUCGUUGAGCAAUUUGCAUCUUAAGGAGGAGAAAAUCAAACCAGAUGCCAAUGGUGCUGUUAAGACCAAUGCUAAUGCAGAGAAAACAGAGGAAGAGGAGAAAGAGGACAGAGCUGCGCAGUCUUUACUCAACAAGCUGAUCAGAAGCAAUCUUGUGGAUAACACCAACCAAGUGGAAGUCCUGCAGAGGGACCCAACCUCCCCGCUCUACUCAGUGAAGUCUUUCGAAGAGCUUCGCCUGAAGCCGCAGCUUCUCCAGGGAGUCUAUUCUAUGGGCUUCAACCGCCCAUCCAAAAUACAAGAGAAUGCAUUGCCUUUGAUGCUUGCUGAACCCCCACAGAACCUAAUUGCCCAGUCUCAGUCUGGAACUGGUAAAACAGCUGCCUUUGUGUUGGCCAUGCUCAGCCAAGUAGAACCUGCAAACAAGUAUCCCCAGUGUCUCUGCCUUUCUCCAACCUAUGAGCUUGCUCUUCAAACAGGAAAAGUGAUUGAACAAAUGGGCAGGUUUUACCCUGAACUGAAGCUGGCUUAUGCUGUUCGAGGCAAUAAACUGGAAAGAGGUCAGAAGGUCAGUGAGCAGAUUGUCAUUGGUACCCCGGGGACCGUCCUGGACUGGUGCUCCAAGCUGAAGUUCAUUGACCCCAAGAAGAUCAAGGUGUUUGUUCUGGACGAGGCUGACGUGAUGAUAGCAACUCAGGGCCACCAAGACCAGAGCAUCCGCAUCCAGAGGAUGCUGCCCAGAAACUGCCAGAUGCUGCUUUUCUCUGCCACCUUUGAAGACUCGGUGUGGAAGUUUGCCCAGAAGGUGGUCCCAGACCCCAACAUCAUCAAACUGAAGCGCGAGGAGGAGACUUUGGACACCAUCAAACAGUACUAUGUCCUUUGCAAUAACAGAGAGGAGAAGUUCCAGGCCCUGUGCAACCUGUAUGGGGCCAUCACCAUCGCUCAAGCCAUGAUCUUCUGCCAUACCCGGAAAACAGCUAGCUGGCUGGCAGCAGAGCUCUCCAAGGAGGGCCACCAGGUGGCUCUGCUGAGUGGAGAGAUGAUGGUGGAGCAGAGAGCUGCAGUGAUUGAGCGCUUCCGAGAAGGCAAAGAGAAGGUUCUGGUGACCACCAACGUGUGUGCCCGAGGUAUUGAUGUUGAACAAGUGUCUGUCGUCAUCAAUUUCGACCUUCCUGUGGACAAGGACGGGAACCCAGACAAUGAGACCUACCUGCACCGCAUUGGGCGCACGGGCCGCUUUGGCAAGAGGGGUCUGGCGGUAAACAUGGUUGACAGCAAGCACAGCAUGACUAUCCUCAACAGAAUCCAGGAGCAUUUUAAUAAGAAGAUAGAAAGAUUGGACACAGAUGAUCUGGAUGAGAUCGAGAAAAUAGCCAACUGAGAAGCUUCUCCAGCAGCUGACGCCACCCUCAGCACUGUUCCUGCCUGGGAGCCUAGUGCUUUCAUGGCAUAGGCCUUGACAGACACCUCAGAGACCAAGGCCUGAGUAGAGACUACCUACCUCAUUCAGAAUUACGUUUGGACUUGACAGAAAUUUGUGCAAAUGAUGGGGGAUGGUAGAAAAUUUGUUUACACAACUUUGGAAGAUUAGGCAUGAAUACACAGAAAUUUACCUUUUGGAAGUCCCGUCAUAUAUGUGUGUAUAUAUAUAUAUUUUUGGCCAAUAUUUCCCCAUUGUUUUACUAAUCAGAUAAUAUGCCCAGGAUUCCUUGUGACAAACCUUAGCUGAUCUUUGACUGGGAGGUGUGCGGCCUUGUGGAAGUGGCAGCACAGGAGGAAAGAGGGCACGCAGAGGCAGAAUCCCCAAGCGGGAUAGGUGUGUGAGUCAGUCCUAGUGUUUGGAGGAUGGCAGGAGGUAGUGGGGUUGCUCUGUGAGCUGCUGCUUAGGACUUGAUGUGCAAUCAGGCCUAAGCCGGGCUUAGCUGGGCUAACCUGGAUAUUACCAAACCCCUACUAACAGUCUUGUCAGGAAGAAAUUUGCUGUGUUGGACCAAAAUGCCUUUGGGGCCUCUCUGAAUUCAGGUUUGUGCCUCAGGAACAUGACCUGUUCUUUUCAGCAGGAUGAAAUCUAUAUGCAGUGCAAAUCUGGUUAUUGGUGGGUUCUUGGCUCAUGCUUCAGCAAGACCUGUGGAGAAGCCAUCAUGGAGAAGUAGUGUUAGCUCUAGCUUGCCAUAAAACCUGUGUCAUGGGUACUUGACCCAUUGUUUUUACAUCUGUAACAUCACUUUGACCCUCAGUAGUCCCAGGCAAAUAAAAGGGUACCUGAGAUUUGGAUACUUAGUAAAUACUGUAGCUUCAAGUUUCUGAUGGGCAGUCUCAAUCCAAACAGAACAUGGCCAUCAGUCAUCAAAAAUUCUUGCUUUGCUUGCAGUUUCCAAAAGACUAGACCCAUCAGAGCUAGGAAAUGGUUCCGACAUUGGGCAUCUGGGUUCUAAAGGGACUCCAAACAUACGUGUUGACAGUGCCUGGGAAGAAUACAGAUGAGUGUGAUAAAGGACAGGAUGGACCACAGUCAUUUCAAGACAAGUGUAAUUACCAAGCAUUUGCUGCUGCUUUCUCCCCUGUGAGUGGAGUAGUAAAAGCAAACAAUAGAAAUGGAGAGUUCCCACACACGUCUAGGCCAUAGGGUGCCUGCAGACUGACAGCAAGGAUGAACUGAGCCAGAGCGCGUCCUCAGUUCUUUGACUUGGACAUAGAGUGAUUCCUCCUUCUGUUUUUUUGUUUGUUUGUUUUUUGUUUUUUUCCCAUGUAUGUGUGUGCUGUGCUGGGGCUCAUACCUAGAGCCUUACAUUAUGCUGGGUAAGCACUUUACACUAAAGUAGUAUUCCCAGCCAUGGAAGAGGAAUUUUCUGAUGAAAGAUAUUGAUCCCAGAUCUUCUUAACUGUGUUCCUGUAUCUUAAGACCAGCUCCAUCACCUGGGAAAGGAGAGUGCUACUACUAACUACCAGGUGUUCUGCUUAAUGCCGCAGAGAAACCACCAGACUGCCAGUUCACCACUUCCUCCCAUGGUGUUUAGCUGAAUGGAGUUCUCUGUUCACUCCUGGCCUACUUUGAUCUAUCUUAGGAGUCUUAGAAGGAGAGAAUAAAUUUUUUUUGUUCUCUCAAAAUACUGUGGACCAAACCUGAAAUAGCUAAAAACAAGGACUAUAAUUGUGUAGAUUCUUCUCUAAGUCUGAAAAGGAGAAUGGGGAAGGUGUGCAACAGACUCUCAGUGGCUUCUGGUGGGAGCGGCUAGUAUUCACCGGAUGGAUUUGAUGGUGUGUGUGAAGUAUAUGCAUUAGUUUAAAUAAUUUAUUGGGAGGACUCCCAGAGGAUCACACACCUUUUAAGAAGGUGAGACCCAUACUUGUGGAUGGUUCUGACACGUCACUGGUGUCACCGAGGAUCAUAUUCUUUCACAGUCUGAAGUCCUGCCACCCCUGGGCCCCAGGGUCAAAUUAGCACUGUCAGGAGUCUUAAGAAUGUAUUGAGCUUGCUGAGCCUUGGUCUCCAGGAUUCUUUGGCUUAUUUCAAUAAAGUAUCCAUCUAUGAAAUGAUAAACUGAACCCUAGAAUAAAGAAACUAUGAGUUAAUUAGAAAUGCACUCACUAAAAGAACUCAGGAAAAGGACAAAGAACCUCAGGGAAAGAAAUGUUUUUGUCUAAUGAAAAGUUAGUGAUGUUCAUUAUCUACAGCAGUCGAUUUUAUUGGGUUUUGUUCGUUGACUUUAAACUUAAAUUCCUGCCUCAGUUUCCUGAGUGCUAGAAUUACAGGUGUGCACCAUCAUGCCAGACAAAGUAUUUUGUUCUGAGUAUCCUUUUAUUGGUUUUAUGCGGAAGAUCUAAUCAGUUGUUGAGAUGUUAUUGUUUUGGAGGGUUUGGGGCUUUUGUUUCGUUUUGUUUUGAGACAGAGUUUCUCUCUGGAGCUCUGGUUGUCCUGGAACUCUGUAGACCAGGCUGGCUUUUAAUUCCAAGAUCCACCUGCCUCUGCUUCCCAAGUGCUGGGAUUAAAAGCAUGUGCCACCACACUGGCAAGACAUAGUCUUUGCUGAUAUUAAUUAUGAAGUGUUCGUGUUACUAAGACAUUAAUGAUUAUAAGAAGGAAGCAGCCUUUUGUGGUGGUUGCUGUUAAAUGAAGCCGUGUUAUGCCAUAGGCUAGUUAGGACCUAUUACAAUUCUGUGUCCGCUGGUACUGUUCUAAACUGAACAACUAGGGAAUCUCCAUAGACCCAUGACUGCUCACUUGCCAGAAGGACACACACACCCCCUACCCCACUAUGGCAAAACAGGAUUUAGGCUAACUACCCAGAGAAAAGUCAGUGCCGGUAAGCUCAGUCUGUGGAUCUGCCUAGUCUUACGAAAAGAAAAAGUUUACAAAUAGGGCUUCGAGGCCAAGAGGAUUGUCUACACCUGUCAGCCUUAGCAUUAGCAAACAUGAUGGUCCAUACCUGUAAAUACCAGCAUUAGCAAAGAGGGAUUCAAGUCUGAAAUCAGCCAGGGCUAUGGAGGUUCUGUCACAAUUGAAAAGACAACGAAAACAGGCUGAGCAAGGUAGUUCGUGUCUGUAAUACUGGCUCUUGUGAUAUGAAAGCAGGAAGUUCAGGAGUUCAAAGCCAGCCUGGGCUACAAGAGCCUGGGGUUGGGGUAUUCUGCCUGGAGACAGAUCUUUCCCUUUAUUAUUGAAUCAGUGUCCAGCACUUAUAAAGAUUUCCAGAGGCUAGAGAAAGUUCCACAAAGGAGGGGGGUUUGUAUACGAGAAAGCAGCCUUGUGACAAGAGGAGUCCCGGGCUGGGAAAAGGACUCGUCAGACGAAAGCUUAGUACUAUGGGGCAUGCUUAAGAAGUGACAGGAAGAUCAGGAGUGCAGGGCCAUCACCAGCUAAAGAGAGGAUGAAGCCCUGCCUCAGAAGAGCAAAAGGCUAGUUAUAGUGCUAGGUACGGUGGUGCAUGUGUAUAAUCCCAGCACUCAGGAGGCUAAAGCAGGAGAAGAGCUGAGUUCAAAGCCAGCCUUAGCUAUAUUUAUACAUUUUGACUGUGUCUCAAAAGUCAAGUUGACAAGACUAAAAGAGACAUACUGGGAGGACAGCCGAGAUGGCCAUGUGUAGGAGAGGGAAGUUAAGGUUCAUGGGAAGAGUUUUUUGUUGUGUUUGAGAUAAGGUCUCACUAUUUAACACAGGCUGGCCUGGAAACAAAGCAAUUCUGCCUCAGCCUCCUGAGUGCUGGAAUCUAAGCAGAAGCUAUCAAGACCCGGUGACUAAAUUUUGACUGUGUGGUAGCUCACUGUCCUGCUGUGACAGAAUAGCCAGGGUAAAAUCUGAGGACAGAUGCAGCGUUGCUGGUCUGGGGGCUGAGAUGUUAACAUGAAAGCACUAGCAGCAGGAUCAGAAAUUCUGAACUGACAGGGUAACAAAAUUGGCUUUGUGUUGGAGGAAACUGGACUGGCUGCCUCCUUCACCCACACACCUGAGAUGAGGAUUUCAUGGAUCCUCUUCAGUUUUCUCUUGGUCCUCAUUUGAGACACCAAUUCUUGGGAACUUGCAAUUUUACACAACUUUGCUUCUCUGCCUGGGAAUAAAUAUUCUGUAUUCUGUUGCCCGGCUAUUGCAGUGUCUUUUACAAAGGACCCUGGGGCAUGACAUUAACCUAAGAAACUAAUGCUGAGGCACUCAUACACUGCUCUUUUUAUCCUUACUUGAGCUAGGGCUUCCCCAGAACAGCUUCAAAACCCUGUGUGAAGAUUCGGACACGAGCUGCGCAUGCUUUCCUUGUCCUCCAGACAGUCCUGGCUUUAGAUUCCAGAGGGUCUGGGUGGUGGGUGUUCAGUUAUGAACCGGGAAAUUGGAGUAGAGGGUGGAGGAAGGUUGUCAGGUGACAAGCUGGGUAUAGUGGCACACAUCUGUAAUCUUAACACUGCAGGGUUUGAUGGUUGAAAGUUUUGAGUACUGUUGGGACUACAGCAGUCUGGACGGUGUAAGUGAGAUAAUGUGUCAUCAAAAUUAAAAGAUGAGGUGAAGCUUGACAGUGAAGCCUGACAUGUCUGCUGUCCAGAUUAAACAUGUAUCCCCGCUGCCUUAGCUCUAGCUAAUGGACAGAAGAGAGACAUGGGUGAGAGCAUGCAUGCCUUUUUGCUUCCUUUUAGCCUGGGACUGUGGCUAGCUUUUGCCAAGGUAAGAGAUUGCUUUCCCUAGAAGACUAUUUUCGUUUUAAGACGUUACUGUUCUCUUACAUCUCUUACAUCCUUAUCAGUGUUUUCAGCAUUCCAAUUUAACUUAAGGAUAGCCUCCCGAGUUUAAGUUAUAAUUAUCCCUGAGGGCAAAUCUCCCCCUUUACACUUGAAAGGACAACUAUGUAGCCAAGUGAGCCUGGUGUGUGUAUGUGUGUGUAUUCUGUUCAUUUUGCGGGUUGACAGCAGUCGUUGCUAAAUAUGCAUAAAAAUUAAGGUAUGGCUAGUGAGAUGACUUUGUGGGUUAAGGCACUUCAUCCCAGAACUAGCUUCUAAAUGUAGGAGAAAACCAGGGUGAUGUCCUUAGACCUCAGUAGUAGGGCAAUGGUGCGUACUCCCACAAAUUUUAUUUUUUAAGAUUUGCUAAUAUUUUUAAAUAAAUCUAUUUUUAAACGUG